Penicillium canescens is the source of this 3627-nucleotide messenger RNA. RefSeq lists its product as uncharacterized. Bases 1 to 3627 code for a protein of 1208 amino acids. The record is from RefSeq and is a predicted model, not a curated record. The transcript has a single exon. Lineage: Eukaryota; Fungi; Ascomycota; Eurotiomycetes; Eurotiales; Aspergillaceae.
AUGUCGCAACGACCGAACGAACCUCCGGCGCGAUCUUCAAUGCCACCUAACAAUCAUCGCCCGCGAGACCGAUCCGAAGGACCCUCUUCACCUUUACUACGAUCCGAAGGAGGCUCAUUUCGCCAAAGCACUCCCCACGUGAACGAUGCACGAGCUAGUGGGGAGCUAGAGGGCAGUACACUGGGCAGCAGUUCCCGAGAAGGAGACCGAAGGGCACGGGGCCAGCGGAGGACACAAAGCUCAAGCGGCUUUUUACUUGACUCUUUGCCUCGGUCGAAAAGUACAAGAGUUAGCUUGCAUCGCCCUCGACCAUCGGACCCUCCUGCGGAGAAGCGCAACGUCCCCGAACCCGAUAUCGUGGUCCCCAAAAAACGAUCACGAUUUCCUUGGAGUCGACAUAAACAACAUGCAUCAGAAUCAGUUUCAGUCGAUAGCGCGCCAACACCGGCUAAUGCUCGCCAAGCUUCCACUCCUGAUAGACAGCUUUCUGGAGGCUCGUCGCAGCCCGAGAUACACAGAAGCAGCACGGAUCAGUCGACACCUGGGCUCGAUAGAGAUUCAAUUCAGAUUGUGAAUCUAGCUUUGGACUUGAAUGAGUCUAGGAGGAGAACAGCCACUGGUAUACCGCCAGGGGCAGGAGGCCGAAGGCCGAUAUCCGUAUCUCAACCUGCCGUCCCGCAAGGAGAUAGCUAUGGGCAGUCUCCAUAUGCACGAAACUUCCAUCGUGACUCGGCAUUUCGCAAUUACACUCAGUCUCCCGGCGACAGUCUGUCACAAGGGACGCUACCCAGUGUUGAACAGUCUUCUGUUGUGAAUUUGCUACCUCCGUCUGCGGUUGAUGACCACCGAGCAUAUGAGUUUUCCGAAAGCACCCUGGCCCGUGCUGAGAGAGCUCGUACUCAUUUUGACUUAUUCCACGAAUAUGUACGGCUCCUCCCUUUGCUGCCACCUCUUCGCCGGGCUAUCGAAGAUAGCCAGAUAGAGUAUUCAAGAACCAGGCAACUCCACCGAGACUACAACCCACUUCAAAUGAUUCGGAAUCGCAAGGUCAGAUAUCGUGAAAGGUGCUCUAUUGAUGCGGACGCAGAAGGAUGGCACGACGUGGAAAGAGUUCAUCAAUGGAUCAGCAAUGUUGAGCAAAAAUACAGCUCAAGGCAGCAUGACCAACUAGAAUCUCUGAGGUUGCCUCCUUUUCAGCAGGGUCACCGCCAUGUACAGCAUGGAGACCAGGAUGAUAUAGAUAUGGUGGCUACAUCUCCUCCAUCUAGCCUGCGACGUGUCAGUCGAACUAGCAGCAUGAAAGCUCGUCGGCCACGCAUUGAUUGGAAGAUUUCGCCCGCAGAGCUUUUGGCCGAUGCUGCUUGGCUUGAAGAUGGUACCAAUAAGACCAAGGUGGUCGACAAGAAUGGCUAUAAACUAUACCCUGACUCGACACAGCUGGUCAUCAUGAACUCUCACACUGACCAGGCCGCACACAAACCACGUACUUCUGUUGAUGUGGAGGAGCCCGGAGAUGCACACUCGUCACCUCGUACCUCAAUGUCUAGUGCACAUCCUGCAUUGGCCCAUGAAUUCAAAAGCGUCGGUCGUGGACGGCAUAGACACAGCUUGCGCAGCCGCAGUGCCUCUAGCGUACGGAAACCUUCGCGGUGGGAUAAAGUUAAGAUGCGUUCUGGCAGUGUCUCGAGCUCGACGAGCUCGGAUUCGAACCGUUCCAUUGAUGAAAAGCCUCGCAUAUCUCGUGAAUAUCUUCGAGACCACGUCCACAAAUUGGUGGAUAAAUCUACACGGAACUUAUCUUCAUCUCGAGUAUCCCGUGCUAAAUCACCUGCUGCUCAACCUGCCGACAUUGAUCGGGGAAGAACACCUCAGCCUUCUGAGUCAUUGCCGCUCAAUACAAAGCAGGAACGAAAGCACAGAAUGGGGUCAUUUUCAUCAGCAGGCAGUUUCGAUGAUCGAGUCGAUCCCCGAAUGUCUCUGGAAGGGAUGGAUAGCACUGCACCUAACUCCCCUGUGCACGCUGGAUAUUUCCCGAGCAUCGCAGUCAAUCUAUCCCCUCCUUCGAGUCGAUCUCCCUCACCGGCAAAGAAGGGUCUUCGUCACAAGAUUGUCUCCCGCCACGAACGCAGCAAGAGCAAGCAACGAGACCCCCUGCGCGAAGAUGAAUUCCUUGAAAGCGAAGCUUCACGUCAGCACAGUGUGACAUCUCCUGAGCGCGUGGAAGGUGCCCCGAGGCUUGAGCCAAGUCCCUUCCCAGAUGUCGUGUCAUCAUCUUAUACAGAGGAUCAAGGCGCGUCUGAAGGGAGUAGGAUGGAUGGAAACAAGUCCCGCAAGGGAGCCCAUCUUCCUGAAUCAAAACUUCGAGGAAUCUUCAAAGGACCAGGUCGGAUAGCAGAGCUCGUGGGCAAUGAAGUUUCUAAGGUUGGCGACCUUAUCUUGAAGAAAGAGACAGACCCUGAUUCACGGAAAUCAUCAUCCGCAACUACAUUUGUCUCGGACGAUAGCGAUUCCGAUGACGAGAGUAGAGGGGAUAAGAAGUCCGGCUCCAAAGGACUGUUGCAGCGUCUGCCAACAUUUGCCGAUGAGCCUGGGCGUUUGCCUCGUAAGGAGUCUGAGAAACUCUCAUCCCGAAGCUUCAUUCCCUCUCUGCCAAGUUUCACAUCUCCGUUGCGACAAAAUGGACGAAGCCAGGCCCCAGAAGCUACCGACUUUGGCAGUCCUCGUGAACGGGUGACCUCUCCACGAAAACAAGACACCAAUGAGUCCCCCAAGAAUUUUGCUCUGCCACGCAGUAAAACUCUGGAUUUCGCCCCUUCUCUACACACUGAACGGACCAAACACGCGAUUAAUGACCCAUCUAUACCUUUCAGUCUAACACGGCCUCCUGUCACUGGCCUCGCUAAUGUCCGUGCAUCCCCAGGGCUCUCUCCAGAUGGGAGACGCGCAGGAUUUUCAGGCUCUAGUCGUGCCUGGAGCAUCUCUGGGCGAAGCCUGCGCACCUUGAACGACACAGGCGUGCCUGGAAAGCCCGAAGUUGAGCGCACACGAGCCCUCUUGCUAUCGUCCGGCAUUAAAGCCCGAGAAAUCACUCGCCGAGCCCAUGCAGUCCGCGAACCAGCCCCGCACUGGCUUCAGGCUUCCCUGGGCCCUACUGCACUGUCAUCUACAGCCGUUCCGAGAGUCACGCGGAUGGGUGAAUUCGAUCUAGCAGCCCAGAACAUUCUGCAGCGUUUCGAAAACACCCAGUACUCAUUCCAGCAGUCUAUGCAUCACUUCUCUACGACUACGUCUUCGCCUCUUCGUGAUCAACUCAAGAACCUGGAAAACCUGGUCAACCAAUCCUUGACUCCCCGCGUCCGAUCCACAGCAAACGAUGCUGAGGAUAUGUGCGUCCAGCUUAAUACCACGAGUACACUCGCCGUGAAGCAGCUCAGCGAUGCCCUAGAUAUGGGUAUUCGUAAGCGACGCCGUCGGCUACGCUGGAUCCGACGAACGGGCUUCAUGGUCUUGGAAUGGGCCCUAGUCGCUAUGCUCUGGUGGGUGUGGCUGAUUGUCAUGGUAUUCAAGCUUGCGCGCGGAGUAUUCCGGGGUGCAUUCUCAGGUGUACGAUGGAUCUUGUGGCUUUGA